AUGUUUCAAGUUUUAACACAAAAAGGAUGGGUAGAUGUUAUGCACUACACAAUGUUAUAUAGCAUUCAAGAUGUAGCACCAUUCGUUGCUAUUUAUUUUAUUGUUUAUCAUCUUGCUAUUAAUUUGAUUGUACUUUCACUUUUCGUGGCUGUUAUUUUGGACAAUCUUGAACUUGAAGAAGAUGUGAAAAUGAUUAAACAGUUAAAAACACGUGAAGCUAGUGCUGAAACUCAACAAAAAUUACCAUGGCGUUUGCGUAUAUUUGAACGUUUUCCUGAUCAUCCUCAAAUGAUUGAAUUAUCACGCUUACCACAUGAUUUUGUAAUACCGAAAAUUCGCGAUAGUUUUAUGCGUCAAUUUCUUAAUCAAGAUGAUAUUUAUACAAUUCCACUUGAACUUUCAAUGAAUGUCUAUAGUAAAAGAAAUGCAGUUAGAACAUUACAUCUAGCUGAACAUCGACCAACAGGUGAAAGUAUGAAACGUACAGCUGUUUCAAAUAUUAUUCGAAAUGUAAAUAAUCAACGUUUAUUAAGUGGCGACGCUAGUCAAAUACAUUUGGCGAGUGUGGGUGAUAAUAAAUUAUCAAUUUAUGUUCAACAAAGUAAAAUGCGACUUCAUCGAAAUAGAAGUUCUAUGCGUCGUUCUGGUUAUCGACCAAAAACAGUUCAUACUAUACGUGAAAAUGGUGAUAUAAAUGCAUUACAAGGUCGAAUUCAAGAUGAUUAUGAUAUAAAAGUAUUCCAAUAUCGAAAACAACAAGCUGAAUUAAAACGAAAUCAACAAGAAGAAGAUCUUCGUGAAAAUCAUCCAUAUUUUGAUACACCUUUAUUUACAAUAUCACGUGAAAGUAAUUUUCGAAAAUUUUGUCAACUUGUUGUUGAAGCUCGUUAUAAUGUUAUUGCAAAAGAUCGUCUUGGACAAGAAUCAAAAAUUAGUCGAUAUAAACAAGGACAUAAAUUUCUUGGUUUAGUAACAUAUCUUGAUUGGAUUAUGAUCAUUGUUACAAUAUUAUCAGCAGUCAGUAUGUCAUUUGAAACACCUAUUAAUCGAGUUAUUGAUCAACCUUUAUUACAAAUAGCUGAAUAUGCAUUUGUUAUUUGUAUGAGUGUUGAAUUAACAUUAAAAAUUUUUGCUCAUGGUUUAUUUUUUACACCAAAAGCAUUAAUACGAGAUUUUAGUGGUGUUAUUGAUGUGUCGUUUUUUUUUAUUAGUCUUAUUUUUCUUUGUUGGUUACCAAGACAUGUUCCAGCUAAUAGUGCUUCUCAAUUUUUAAUGCUUAUACGAGCAACACGACCAUUACGUAUUAUUAUUCUUGUACCAGAUAUGCGUAAAGUAGUUUAUGAAGUUUCAAUUUUACUCGUUGUAUUAAUGUUUAUUUUUGCUAUAUAUGGUGUUCAAAUAAUUGGUGGUCAAUUAGCUCGUUGUAAUGAUCGAACUUAUUAUAAACAACAAGAAUUAUGUCGUGGAACGUUUUGGAGAGAACUUUAUGUAUCAAAAAUGAAUGUUAGUGGAGCCGAUCCAGUUAUGUUGGUACCAAGAGUAUGGGCGAAUCCACAUAAUUUUAAUUUUGAUUAUAUUGGUAGUGCUAUGUUAGCUCUUUUUGAAGUUUUAUCACUUGAAGGAUGGCUUGAAAUUCGGGAUAUUAUUAUGGAUCGUAUGGGACCAGAACAUGCUAUUUUUGUCCAUAUUUUUGUAUUUAUUGGAACCUUAGUUGGUUUAACAUUAUUUGUUGGUGUUGUUAUUGCUAAUUAUUCGGAAAACAAAGGGACAGCAUUAUUAACUGUUGAUCAACGUCGUUGGUUGGAUUUAAAAGGUCGCAUCAAACUUGCUCAACCAUUACGUACACCACCUCGACCAGAAAAUAGCAAAUUUCGUUCCUAUGUAUUUGAUAUAACACAAAACAAAUUAUUUAAAAAAUCAUCUGCUGUCCUGGUUUUACUUAAUUGUGCAUUACUUUAUAAACCAUGGAAACCUAAUGAACAAAUAACACAAAUAUCUGCAUUAAUAUCAUCAUCAUUUACAUUUUUAUUUCUUGUUGAAGCUGUUAUGAAAUGUAUUGCACUUGGUUUUGUUGGUUAUUGGCAGUCACGUCGUAAUCGUUUUGAUUUAUUAGUUACAAUACUUGGAAUUUCUUGGAUUAUAAUAAAUUUUAUUUCUAUUGGAAAAAGUGAUCUUCAAGAAUUUAGUAAUACAUUUGGAUUUACUGUGAUUAUACUACGAUUUUUUACUAUUGCUGGAAAACAUGCUACACUUAAAAUGCUCAUGUUGACUAUUAUUGUAUCAUUCUUUAAAUCAUUUUUUAUUAUUCUCGGCAUGUUUUUACUUAUGUUGGUAUAUGCAUUUGCAGGUGUUCUUCUUUUUGGUUGUGUUAAAUUUGGUCCUGAACUUGGACGACAUGCCAAUUUUAGAACAGUACCUAAUGCAAUUGUUCUUCUCAUGAGAAUUGUAACUGGUGAAGAUUGGAAUAAAAUAAUGCAUGAUUGUAUGGUUGUACCACCAAGAUGCACACGUGGUGGUUCAUAUUGGGAAAGUGAUUGUGGAAAUUCUACAGCAUCAAUACUUUAUUUUUGUUCAUUUUAUAUAAUAAUUACUUAUAUCGUAUUGAAUCUUCUUGUUGCUAUUAUUAUGGAAAAUUUUUCAUUAUUUUAUUCUAAUGAAGAAGAUGCAUUACUUAGUUAUACAGAUAUUCGUCAUUUUCAAACUGUUUGGAAUAUGAUUGAUACAGGACGAAAAGGUGUUAUACCAGCUCGACGUGUAAAAUUUUUAUUACGAUUACUUCGAGGAAGAUUAGAAGUUGAUGCAGAAAAACUUUAUAAACAUAUGUGUUAUGAAAUUGAAAAAUUAAAUAAUGGUAGUGAUGUAACAUUUCAUGAUGUACUUAAUAUGUUAGCUUAUCGUUCAGUUGACAUUCGUAAAUCUUUACAAUUUGAAGAAUUACUUGCACGUGAAGAACUUGAAUAUUUAAUUGAAGAAGAAGUAGCAAAAUUAACAAUUCGUAAUUGGCUUAAUAAAUGUUUAAAGCGUAUUAAAGCUAAAGAUCAAACCAAUGUUAUUAAAAAUUUACAACGUAGUAAUGAAUUAGCAUUUUUCCGUGAAGCACAAGCAAUAACAACAAAUGAAGCAUUGAGAAAGACAGCAACAAUAGAAAGUUCAGGGGGUGAUGAUCGACGAUUUAAAAAUACUGAUGAUCGACAACAACAACAACAACAACAGUUACAAAAAGAAUUACCGAAGAAAAAGCUUGAUCGAACAAUUACAUUACCAACACCUUCAUCUGAUAAUUCAAACUAUCGAGGACAGUCAAGCUCACGUGAUAUAACUAGUGAAUCUAAAGGAGCAAAACGAUCAGCUCAACAACAAAAUGUUAGUUUGACUUUUAGCAGUGAUGAAUCUUAUCCAUGGCGUUCGUGGCAAGGAACUCAUCUUGCUAAUGCACGAAAAGAUAUUGAAUCAUGGUGGACUAAUCAAUUACAACUGUCAGCUUAG
Rotaria sp. Silwood2 is the source of this 3486-nucleotide messenger RNA. Lineage: Eukaryota; Metazoa; Rotifera; Eurotatoria; Philodinida; Philodinidae. The record is from the annotation of a GenBank genome assembly.